This is a messenger RNA of Dendrobium catenatum, 436 nucleotides long. RefSeq lists its product as uncharacterized. NCBI's taxonomy places the organism in Eukaryota, Viridiplantae, Streptophyta, Magnoliopsida, Asparagales, Orchidaceae. The record is from RefSeq and is a predicted model, not a curated record. Bases 1 to 417 code for a protein of 138 amino acids. The transcript has a single exon.
AUGGGCCACCAUUGUGCAAACUAUUCGGAACACGUACUCCAAAGAAAAACAUAUUUUGCAAUGAAACAAGAAGCAUGUAGAAAAGACGUGGAACGCGCUUUUGGAGCUCUCCAAUCUCGUUUUGCAAUUGUGGCUGGACCAGUUCGUUUUUGGAACAAAGAUGUGUUGCAUGAUAUAAUAACUACAUGUAUAAUUUUGCAUAACAUGAUAAUCGAAGAUGAACGCAAUCUCACUGGACCUAUUCAAGUUGCGAGAGAAGUGCCAUCCCCGGAUGUCGAAUUAGUGGUGGAUGAAAAUACUCAGUUUCAAGAAUUUAUCGCUCGCCAUAAACAAAUCAGGAAUCAAGAUGCCCACAUUGCAUUACGAAAUGCAUUAAUUGAGCAUUUGUGGGAUCAAUAUACUAAUUCUAAUGUUUAGUUGCUCUUGUAUUUUUUUU